Molecule: messenger RNA, 10907 nt
Organism: Diachasmimorpha longicaudata
Lineage: Eukaryota; Metazoa; Arthropoda; Insecta; Hymenoptera; Braconidae
Gene: stol
Product: voltage-dependent calcium channel subunit alpha-2/delta-3
Exons: 24
Coding region: 1002-4619 (1205 amino acids)
Cellular component (GO): voltage-gated calcium channel complex
Molecular function (GO): voltage-gated calcium channel activity
Source: RefSeq, a predicted model, not a curated record
UCUGAAGGUUUGAUGGUCGGCUGAAGAAGAUGCUUAUAUUUUUGUGCCACGUAGUGUGAUUCUCACUCGACAUUUCAACAAAAUAAAUAAUCCAGAGAGCGCGUUAAAUCUUUAUAAACUGUCCAAAAUCCGUCUGAAAAAUUAAUAGUGAAUUUAGCGCGGGGGGGGGGUGGGGGUGGGGUACGGGAGAAAUGAGUGUUGAAUGGUGAAGGGUGUUUUGACGGUGAGGAAGGACACCCCGAAAUUAUUGAAACUGUCGAAAGAGAAAGACCUCCAAUGGAUUAUUGAAUUUCAAAAGUCAAAAUUAAUUGAGAAUGGGGGGAGUAAGUUGAGUGAAUGUGGAAUGAAAAAAUAGUGAAGAUUUGGGGAGACGGUGCAUAUUGAGUGACGGCAACGUGGGAGGGGCGACGCGUACACCCGGGGGAGCUUUUCGUUGGGGUAUUGGGGCGAAGAGGGGCAUUGAAACGAGAAACGAGUGUACGUGUGAACGCAGAGGGAAAAAGAAGUGUCAAUUUUAAAACCCUCAUUGUUUGAUAGUUGGUGGUGAGGACUUUUGCAUCCAUCAUCAUCACCAUCAUCAUCAUUGUCGAAUGAUUUUUUACAUUUUCUGGGUAAUUGGUGAGGGCUCAGGGUGUUUGGUGAGGGGAUUAUAUGGAUUUUUGCAUGCCUCCAUACCGGCGAAAAAAUAGCCUGUCAAUACUUGAGAUAAACCAAAGUUCAUGGUAAUGGGUCACGGUUAGGGAUCAGUGAUAACGGAGUAACAAUCAAAUGUUAUUUAAUAGGCGAGUAGUAAACUCGAUUAAUUAAGGAGAACUGAAUAGUAUUGCUGAGGCUGAUGUGGCCUAAUAGAGCUAGAGCUAGAGGGUAUUAUUUGACGAAGGUAUUAUUUGGCGAUACAUAAAGUUGAGUGCGGGAUAGUUUACAGUUGAUAAUAUAAGACAAUAGUGAGAUUGUUGGUACGUAGAGUUAGAUAACGUGUUGAGGAGAAUAAAAGAGAGGCGAUGCGUCAGUUGGCGAAGUGGACGUUAUGCCUUGGCAUAUUUUUUUUCAUCACCAUUCGAAUCAGUCGUCAACAGGAGGAGGACAUACCGCACAAUGAGGUGAGAAAUUGGGCGCUCAAGUUUGGAGUGGAUUUGUGGGAGUUUGGAAAACAGGCGACGAAACUAGCGGAGAUUCAGCGAAAAUAUCAUAACGAUGGAGAAACUACUGUAAACAAGAAGGAUGGACUCGUACUGGUGAGGGAAAUGGCUGCUGAGGUGAAGAACAUGUUGGACUUCAAGAUGAACGCAGUUAUGAGGCUGAUGGAAAGUGCGGAGCAAGCUGCUGUCUCCUCCUCGAGGGAGGCGAACGCUUCACCGAGGUAUUACAGCUCGCACGACAUCAACAGAUUCACUAGUGAUGGAAAGAGUACACCCCAUCCUCGCGAGGUCCUGCUCUCGGUUCAUCGACACUUUGACAAUUUGCCAGUUAAUCUGAGCAUGUCAGGUGUACUUCUACCUCCGGGGAUAAAGGAUUCUGAUAGCGAAGUUGCUGUCGGGCUUCAGUGGAGUGACCAUCUGGAUCCCCUUUUCGUUAAUAACUACGAGAGUGAUCCGACUCUCUCCUGGCAAUACUUUGGAGCAACCGCUGGAUUUUUAAGACGUUUUCCAGCUAUCGCCUGGCCUCCGAGAAAGUUCUCGAAUGAUCCAGAAGACAUGCCAGACGUGUCUGAUUUUCGCACGAUGAACUGGUUUGUCGGUGGUGCAACCAGCCCCAAAGACUUAGCUGUUCUCGUCGAUGCCGCAAGUUUUUCCUCCAGGAAACUUCGAAGUUUGACGAUAGCUACUGUUAGAAGUAUCUUGGACACUCUCUCCUCCAAUGAUUACGUCAAUGUCUACAGAUACGGAACGAGUGUUGAAGAAAUUGUGAGGUGUUUCAAGGACACACUAGUUCAAGGAUCCCAGGAGAAUAUUAAAGAGUUGAGAGCGGCACUACCUACGUUGCAACCCGAGUCCAACACUAAUGUCUCGGCGGCCCUGGCCGUGGCUUUCGAGGUUCUGCAUAGGUACAACAGAUCAGGACUCGGAAGCCAGUGCAAUCAAGCAAUCAUGCUAAUCACCACCAACACCGAAGCUACUACUGCUGAUCUUAUUAAGAAAUACAACUGGCCUCAUAUGCCCGUCAGGAUUUUUACUUAUCUGGUGGGAGGAGACAAGAGCCCAGAACUCAAAGAGAUGGCAUGCGGCAAUAAAGGUUUUUACGCCAGGAUCUCUUCAAUGGAAGAUGUCAAAAACAAAGUUUUCGAGUACAUAAAAGUACUCGCCAGGCCUAUGGUGCUGUACCAACAUGAUCACCCCAUUCAUUGGACACCUGCUUACGUGGGUGGGGAGACGGGCAGAUAUGGACAAGAGGGACACCCGCAAAUCAUGACUUCAGUCACAGCGCCCAUUCUGGAUCGUCGUAAUCAUACGGCAAAGACCGCUAAUCUGCUGGGAAUCGUUGGAACUGAUGUACCAAUUGAAGAAAUUCAGAAGCUGGUCCCACCAUACAAGCUGGGUGUCAAUGGUUACUCUUUUAUCGUUGACAACAAUGGCCGGGUACUGUAUCAUCCCGAUUUGCGCCCUUUGCCAACUGGUCUUUCUUAUGAGAACUCUUUGAAGCCUCGUUACACCAGUGUUGACCUCACUGAAGUGGAGCUAUCAGAGGACGAUGGCCCCAUUCACUCGCUGAAUAAUUCUGGGCUUCCGGAUUUGAGACGAGAUAUGAUUGACCAAAAAGAAGGCGAAACGAAUUUCGCCGUGAAAAUCCAUUACGAUGAUAUGAGAAGAGUAACCAUUAGAAAACAUAACUAUUUUUACAAACCAAUUGCGGGGACUCCGUUCUCUCUGGGAUUGGCACUGCCUGAGGGCUAUGGCAUGUCAGAAGUCAACGCCGAACUGGAAAUCAAACAUGCGAUUGUCAAUGUGUUCGAUUAUUUCAAUGGUACUAAUUGGAAAGUACACCCGGACUGGGUUUACUGUGAGUACAGUUCGGCGUCAGAUAAAAAAUUCAAAUCCUCUGAGGAACGUAUACUCCAUUUCCUAGCGAGAACAAGAAUGCCUGGAUGGAAAUGGAUGUCAAUGAGACCAAAGAGUCCUAGCUCGCAUCAUAAUCAAGCGAGCAAGCCCGACAAAGACGCACAUUACUGUGAUAAAAGACUAGUUCAAUCUCUCGUACUGGACGCAGUUGUAACUGGUGGAUUUAAUAAGAGGGACAGUAAUGCAAUGCAUAAGGAGGAUAACCAGAACCCCAUUGCCAUACUGAUGGCUCUUCUGCACAGCCAAGGAAAGGGGAGAUUCGACAUUGUCCGCAGUUUCAUAGCAACGAGAAGUGGUCUCUUGCGAUGGCACGAUCACCAAGAGAAUAAGGAGUCUGAUGAUGAACCACAUUUCGCUGAAAUGAACAAAAGAGCUAUGGACACUUCUUGGUACAAAAGAGCUGCUGAGCAACACGCCAUUGAACCAAUGAGUUUCGUCUUUAGUGUGCCAUCCAAUGCAGCUGAGCUUUCGGAGCCACUGGUAACAGCAACGCAUGCGGUUUAUGUCGAGAUGAGAAACGGGCACAAAGCACCAGCGGCUGUGGUCGGCCUUCAAUUCCAGCAUUCGUCUCUGGCGACGCAUUUCAUGAAUAUUACUUCCACGUGUUCAAAUUGUAAGAAGAAUUGCGCCUCUGAAGAGCUUGAUUGCUAUAUUUUGGAUAAUAGUGGAUUCAUUAUAAUAAGUGAACGCCAUGAACACACAGGCAAAUUCUUUGGAGAGAUUGACGGGACCAUCAUGGAUUCACUUGUACAAGAUAAAAUUUACCGCAAAGUCACUGUGGUGGAUUAUCAAGGCGUCUGCUCACCCCAAGAGGCCUAUUUAUCAGCAGCACCUAGAAGUUUCUCACAAUCGAUCCUCAAAACGAUAAGCACCGGCCUUGGGUUACUUUGGACCUCGUUCCUUAGGCUGGACCUAUACGCACCAAUAACUCCUACAUUUGGAUGGUCUGGAGAUGAACAACGUGAUUUACACAAAUCGAUUAUGUCUCCUGCAGAUGAUGCCGAGAUCAGAGACGAGGAGGAAACUCUCGACGAGAUUUAUCCUCCGAAACUGUCAGAAGAUCGUCCCUCCGCAGAGAGCGGUAAGAUCCUGCAGAAUCCAGCAUCUGCGCCUACUGCAUCCCCAGCUCACAGCACGUCACCUCCAUAUGUGCUCAACAAACUGCGCACGUGUGAGAAGAAAACUGAUUUAUACAUUCUCCAGCCUGAAAGGCUCAACACCAGUGGCCAGAGUAAUCCCUUAAAGGGCAAACUGACUAAUUGUCAUGUCACAGGUUGUGAGAGACCUUUUAGCGUCCAAAAAAUCGUUCACACGAAUCUCAUCCUUCUGGUCGUGGAUACUCUUUGUCCUUGCGGCAGCAAACAAUUGAGUAUCGAACCCAUCGAGGCACUAACCGAUUCAAACGCCUGCACAGCAAGAAGAGAAAGCCUCUACCGCAGACGACCCCCAAAAUGCCUCAAUUACCAUCCUGAAGAGAUGGAGAUCAAAUACUGCGGUAUUGCCAGCAGACUCGACAUAACCUACACUCUUAUUAUUCCUGUUAUUUUUAUCUGUUUCACGUGACUUAUUGCUUAAGAAUUACGGUUACAACGAUGCAGAAUAAUUGAAAUAUUUUUAUUUAUUUCCAUUUUAAUACGAUGAAAAUGAAAAUGAAAAUGAGUCUAAUGGAAGAAGCAAAUAAAAUUUGUAACGUUGAGUUAUUGACGAAUGCCCGGAGUGACUCUGAAUUUCCAGUGAAAUUAUGGGAAUUGAACUGUUGAUUUCAAGGAAGGAAGGAAGGAAGGAAGGAAAAGGGCAAAAAUUAUUUGAUGACUAUCAAAUUGGUGACAAAAGGGGAAUUUUUUUCUAUUCAAAGAGGAUAAUUAUAAUAUCGGGAUUGAUUCGCCGUCCGUUGAGUACGACGCAUUACCCUCUUGAUCCGUUCGCGGUAAAGAAGAUGAAUGAUAAAUAAAUAAAAUAAGUAACUAAAUAAAUGCAUAAAACGGCUCAAACAAUGUUUAGACAAUACCGUUCGGCUGCAAGAUAUUUUGCUUGCUCAAUAGUCGACAAAACAAAUGUUUUUUAUUCUUGUUUUUGGGUUUUAUGAGGUUUAAUAAUAUUUAAUGAAUAGUACAAUUUUUUAUAGUUUUUAUUUAUGGAGAAUGGAGAGGGCGAUUAAUUCGAUGAAAUUGAGGUAGUUAUGCAAUAACAGGGGCAUACGCAAUAUCCUUUUUAGGAGCUGACGGAACUAAUGCCAAUAUGACAUUAUAUUAUACGGGCAUCACUAUGUCUGAAAUAUACUGAACUUUGAAGAUACUUUUCGGUGAUUUUUUAUUUAAGAAUUGAGCUUUAAAAUUUUUCGCAAUUACUAUUCACUUUUACACUACCGUGCAGUCUAUAUGAACUAUUAGUGUGAAUUUGCAAAUAAAAACAUCAGAAUAGUAAUGGGAAAUCAACGAUUUUAUGUAUUUAAUGACUGUAAGUUUGUCAUUUGUCACAGCCGUUAAUGACUGAAAUCUUUACGAUAAUAAAUUGUCCAUUUAUUAUUUCCACUAUGAAAUUAAUUUCUACAUUUAUAGUACGUCGCUCAUUGAAGGGUUCAGUUUUUUUCCAUGUUUUUGGACUGUACGUGUACAUUAUGUCGAAUCAUCACUUUUAGGGACUGCUAGGUCAUGUAAAAUCAAAUGGUAACUGUGAUAUAUUGUACAUUACGUUGAUGGAAAAAUAAUCGUGAUAAUUUAAUCCAAGUUCAAGAUAUGCAUCGAAAAGGAAUUUCAAACACUUGAGCCAGAUUUUUUAAUGUGAGCAAAUCAAUGUCAAAUUAGCGGACCAAAGUAGUCGAUGCUGAGGAUUUUUGCCUUAAGGGUUUUUUUAAAAAGGUGAAUUCAUCAAAUAUUUUAAAAAAUAAAGGGCUCGUUUUUUCUUUAAAUUUUGACACAACUUCUAUAGAAAGCUCCAAUAAACAUUAAAAAAACCACAGAAACGAACACAAAAGCGUCGGAAAUGUAAAUUGUCUUUCAUUUAACUAAAUAUCAACCUCGAAUGAAGAAACGAGGAAUGAGAAAAGCCAUUUUUAUGUGAACUAUUCACCAAAAAUUGAAUUGGCGUAUAUUCAUCUUCAGUUCGCAGCAGACAAUUAUUUUAUUAAUAUCUUUAAUUUGGCCCGACAGUUGAUGAAAGAAAUGUGAAAGGUCAGCCCUAUACUCCUGUAAUAGUCCUACAUCGGACUAACUGCCGCCAGCUUUAACCGGUUGCUGAUGAAACUUGGCGGAAUCCACAGAAAAUAAUGGAUUAUGUCAUAGUAAUAGUAAUAAUAAUUGAUCAUUUGACAGUCGAUGAUGACAUCAACUCUAGCGGCCGCGGUAGCGCUAGUAAGAACCAAAACUUCACGUCCCAUGGGACAAGUUGUUAGUACCAUAUAAAUAUACAAUCCUUGACAAAAAAAAAGUUUCCUCGAUACCUCGACUCUUUCGAAUUUUCCUUUAACUCAAAUUUCCCCACGACUCAAAGGCACAAUUAUUUUUUCUUGACAGCGAUCAUAUAGACAUUCGAGCGCUGAAUAGGACGGCCUAAAACCAUAUCGAACACAAAAAUUUACUGACACUUUCACUAGUUACAAAUUUUUAUUCGGUUAAUUGUGGGCAUUAAUUGUAGUAUAGAGUAAUGAAUGAAAUCGUAGUAAGGAAAUGAUUGGGAAAACCAUAUCAUGUAAGAUCUUAUCAAGUAAUACCGAUUUGUUCUCACACCUUUCUUGCUCUACUAUUUUAUUAUUCAUUUAAAUUUUGGCACUACCGCGAACGACCCAAUUGUCAGGCGAGUAAGGAUUAAGCACACAUUAAUUUCACGUGAAGUCUAUUUUUUUUUAUUAAAAAGGAAGUCUCAUAGUUUACAGGUCAUCUGCGAUAUUUUUCGUACAGAAUGACAUUCAGGUUUUAUUCACAUGUUGGAGAAUUCCUAAAUAAUUGAGAAAAGGGAAAAAGGAGUUCCCAAUCGUAGAAUACUAUCGUACUCAUGUUUCCGGUAGUCGGGAACCGAGUUUCCGGGUGUGAUAAACUAGACGGGACUAAUAAAAAAAAAUUCACAAUAGCAACGGUUAUAAGCUGAUGAAGAAUGAUCAAAUGGAAGAUGUAGAUGAGUAGAUGAGGAAACACAUUUUUGGCGAAACUUAUUUUUUCAAUUACAUUCUCACUUCAUUAAUAUUAUUGGCCUUCGAAUGGGAUUUAGAUUCAAAAUUGCACCAUCGUUUUACAAGCAUUUGCAGUUUGAAUUUUCAGGGAUUGGAUUUAUCUAGGAUUACCAAGCUUGGUUGGACUAUGAUAUUUCCAUGAGAUCAAGGUUGCUUUAAACUAGGAAUUCCUAAGCUUGAAAUUACCUACAAAUGGACUAUUAGACUAAGCUUAGUUGAAGUCACGGAGGUCAAGCUCGCAAUACCAAACCUUGGAACUACCUUGUUAUAGAAGCUUGCAAUGACAUUGUGUCGCCAAGGUUGUUUGAACCACGGCGAUUCCCUAGAAUCAAAGUCAGUUCAAGCUAGGAAUUACCUAGACAUGAUGUGUUGGUUAAAGCCGAGAAAUUCAAGCUCGUAACACCAAACCUGGACCAUGAUUGGAACAACCUUGCUAUACAAGCUUGCAAUGGCAUUGUAUCACCAAGAUUGGUUGAGCCAUGGCAAUUCUCUAAGAUGAAGCUUGAUUCAAGCUAGGAAUUCCACUGUUCGGUACCCUAGGUUCAUCCAAGCUUGUGCCCAUCGUUCAAGAUUGGAUAUCCUCUGCCUAAAGGUAGUCCUUAUAAAUCCUUUCCUGCGAGAUGGGGAGAAAGGGAGAGGGAUCGGUAAUUUCCACGUUUGAAUUAUUAUAUUCUAUACUGAUCAUCAUCUCUUGAGUAAUAAAUAGAGGUGAAAUUCGACUUUGUGGGCGUGCUAAUUUGACAGGGAUCUGCUCAUAUUUCACAACUAGGAAAUGAAAAAAAUUCUGCGUGACGUUUGUUCUACAGGAGACAAUUGGAAAACUAUAAAAUGAGUUCUAUAACUUUUUACCGUCAGCCCGGUCAUUUAAAAUUUCUUGAAAACUGAGUUCAUGGAAAUCGAUGCAUUUUAUUACUGUACCAUAUAUUUAUGGACUUUGAAUGACAAAUGAAAUAUCGAAUCAUUAUAAUUGUAUGGACGAAAAUGAAUAUUGCGUAUAUUCUACCUCUGGAUUUUGAGAAGGAAUUCUGAAAGAAAAAACAUGUCAACCGAGAGAAUUCUCUUUUAACUUUAGUUAAUAGUAUGAAAAUAUAAAUACAUAUAAAUACGUACGCCGGCGUUUUUAUUUGCUGUUAAUUGUUGAUGUACUCAUGAUUUAGUAAGGAAAAUAAGAGGAGAAUAAUUGAAUUGAUUAAAUUAAAUGAUAAACAAAUAGAAAAGUGUUUAAAAUGACUUAUUUUAAAUUAAUACGUAAAUUGAAAAAACUUUAGGAUCAAUGGCAUUGUUUUGCGAUGAUUAAAAUCAAUAGUAGUGGCCGAGCCAUUUAUUAAAAAACCCCUGAGAGCAAAAUUCUUGCAAUUAUUUAAACUUGGAUCGAUGACAAUUGAUAUAUUGCUAUCGCAAGUUCCAAGGACGUCAGAUAUUUCUUAAUCUGAAAAAUGAUGAAAUAAAAAAAAUGGUUAUAUUGUUCAGAGAUGACCCGAAUGAUCGUAUUUAUAAUGUUACGAAAGAGAUAGUGUUGUUCUUAAUGUAUAAAAACAGAAAAAUUAAAUAUGUUUUUUCUUUUAUUUUUUCGUUUGAAUUAACAAUUAUUCUAUUGCAAGACCAUUUUUUACUGUGUCUUCCACGAAACGGCCUUUCUUAAAGUGGAUUUACGAAGAUACGUAUUGGAGAAAUGAAGAGAAAACCACAAAAUGGGGUAAAAAUUGUGGACAGAUUGAGAAAAUUUGAACUAAUGAAAAGCUAAUGAAAAGAUAACAAAACGUACAUGUUGAAUUUCAAAAAUACAUAUCGGCUAUCACAGAAAAACUUCCAGGUACGAAAGAGUGUAAAAACAGAAAUAAAAUGACGAAAUAAAACAUGUAAUUUCAUGAAACAAAGCUACUGUAUGUUCCGGGAAUCCCUACAUUCUCAAUAAUUAUAAGCGAAAACUGUAGGCGAUAAUAAUUAUACAAAUAUCGAUAUAAACUUGUAAUGAUGAAAAAGAGCAGAAAUUGAACAGAAUAAAUCAGGAGAAUAGAUGAGGACAUAAUGAAGGCACAUUUUCCUUGAGAUUUACCUUUUCGAUGAAUGAAAAAAAAUUUUAAAAAACAAAAAACAAAGAACAGUCAAACUGUUACAAUUAAAAUGUAAUAAAAGUCACUGUGUAUUUUCGUGACGUAACAAACUCACAAAAAAAUUAUUAAAAAAUACAGUUGAUACAUCUACAAUAAUUCAUCAGUUUUCAUUAUCUCCAUUGUAACAAAUAUAUGCCGUCACGGCGAUGAAACAUAAAAAAAAUGCAUUUAAACAAAAAUAAAUAUAAAAAAAAGACAUAACAAAUGCGCAAGUCACAUUGAUGUGUAUUUUAGAAUUUAAAUAAAAUACAGAAGAAAAAAAAACGAUAAUUCGUGCUAACGAGAAGAUAAAUAUUAUUCAUAUAUCUGGUUUUUCCGUAUGGAAUAAUAUUUCCAUGCGGCGAAGAGAGAUUCGGAGGACAAUAAGAAACAUCAAACUGUAUUCUUUGUCAUUUUGUGCAAACAAUCGCUGAGGAACAAGUGGUAAAAGGAACUAAAGAAAUACUAUUAAAGAACUAUUAUUAUAAUAAUACUAUGGCUUUUUUGUGAUUGUUAUCUUUUACAGACUACCUGAGAUGCAUAAGAGUAUUUUGCAUAAUAACGAAAAAUCCAAAAAAACUCACAAAAAAAUAAAUGACUAAAUAAAUAAAUAAAUAAUAAUAACUAUAAUGACAAAUUCUUAAGGAACUAAUGGAACUCAAUAAUUGUAUACUAACAUUGCGGCAUUUGUAUGAAUGCGUUUAAAAACCUGGGCCAAAGUAAGAAAAAAUGAAAAAAAAAAAGGAUGAAAAUGUAAAAAAAAGAAAAAUUAUGUUUUCCCAUGUAAUUUAUUCCGAGUUUGGCUGUUGUUAUCUUGAAUAUCGACUAAAAUGUUGUAUAGAAUAAUUAAGAAUGGAUGAAUAAGCCGAGACUACAAUGAACAGUUUAUAAAGUGAGGUGAUUUAUUAAAAUCCAUUGAAAUUAUUCCUCGUUAGGAAAAAAAAACAAACCGAAAUACAUCGUGCUUAUAUUGUUGUAUCAAUCAUUAUAUUUCUGUAUACAUUGUACUACGGGCCGUUGAUACUCUGAGAGAGAUGAAUAAUUAAUUGUUUUGGUGGGUAUGCAUAAGAUUAUGCUUCGAAUAACCCAGUAUUCAGUAUUUUCUACGUGAUGCCAGCAUUAUCCUGAUCACAGUAAAAACCAAAGUCUGAAUUGCACAGGUCUUCUCCAGACACUUUAAUAAAAUUAACAUUGGUCUCAACUUCAGACCAAGAUGCCAGUUCGGAGAUAACAAUUUUCCAUUCUAUUUAGACCUUUUUUAGGGCCUGAAUAAUGUCACUCAGACAUUUUGUUUUAUUAUGAUGACGACUUUUGCAUCCGGCACAGACAAAAAUUCGAUGGAUACGAUCGAUUUAUCUAGUGUAAAGAUGCACAUCACUAGAGUGAUUGUCAGUUGAGGGAUUGACACAGAAUACGUUGUGAACAUUCUUAAAUAUGAUUUCAGCAAAUCUAUUCACCCGGUCAACUUAAUUGUUGAAGUGAAGACAGUUAUUAUUAAUAUGUUCAAUCAAAUGGAAUAUCUGAAGACAGUUGUGACUCUUUAGUAAUUGUAGCAACUGGAGCGGUUUUCAAUAAAUAUAAGCAGGGAGCAUA